AUGAAGAAGGAGAGGGCAAAACACCACGUGCCCCCACUGGAGCUUAGCAGUGAGCUGAAUGCUUCAGCUCAGAACUGGGCCAAUUACCUGCUGGCAAUAGGAGCCCUGCAGCACAGUCAUUCAGGAACUGGUGAGAACAUCUUCUGUACGUACGGCUCAUCAAGGCAACUGACAGGCAAAGAAGCUGUAGAUGCGUGGUACAGAGAGAUCAAAGAUUACAGCUGGCAUAUGCCUGGGUUCAGGAUGAAUACUGGUCAUUUUACUCAGGUGGUGUGGAAGGACAGCACUGAGCUAGGAGUGGGUCUGGCCACUGAUGGCCAUAGGGCCUUUGUGGUGGGGCAGUACCUGCCGCCUGGCAACAUGAACACGCCAGGACACUUUCAGAGGGACGUCCUCCCACCAGAUUCAAGGAAAGACCUGAAUAAAGCUGAAAACCACAUGUAG
Molecule: messenger RNA, 444 nt
Organism: Monopterus albus (swamp eel)
Lineage: Eukaryota; Metazoa; Chordata; Actinopteri; Synbranchiformes; Synbranchidae
Product: Golgi-associated plant pathogenesis-related protein 1-like
Exons: 5
Coding region: 1-444 (147 amino acids)
Cellular component (GO): extracellular region
Source: RefSeq, a predicted model, not a curated record